GUGAUUACAUUGAUUGUUUUCCCUGUCAUCGUUGUGUCAUCAAAGUCCAAGCAACGUGUGAGUCACACGUUGCUCGUCACAUUAUCAGUUUAUUUGCAUAAUCGUUGUCAGAUUAUCCACAGAGAUCCGUGAGAGUUCAUGCGCUUUCGUACCGUGCACAUGGGCAUGGUUACAAACAGUCGCAAGUCCGGACUCUUCUGACGUGAGAGUCCUGCGUUCUCUUCUUUCGAGGAUAUGGCAAAGGCAAAACCGGAUGACUUGGAUGAGUUGGACUGGGUGACGGUACGCGAUGAGCUGGACAGUAGUUAUGCUCCCGAGACGAUAUUGCAGAAGGCAAAGCGUAAAACGCAAGAGAAUCCGUUCGUACCGAUAGGAGCGUUGGCAACUACAGUGGCUCUGAGCGUUGGACUCAUUAGUUUUUACAGGGGAAAAAGUAAUAUGCAACAAUACAUGAUGCGUGCUCGAGUUGGUGCUCAAGCAUUUACCAUUAUUUGCAUGGUGGCAGGAUUUAUCCUGCUGCCCAAGUCGAAUUGAUAUUAAUGCAAUACUGAUUCACGAGUGUUAUUGUCUAUUGUAAUAUGUAAGGUAUUUGCACUCGUCGAAUUGAGUACUAUAUACGUAAUACGAGUCAAUGUUUUUUGUUUCAUAUAAUUUAGUAGAGAUCAUUUCUGUACGUAUUGUACAGUAUGUAAAUAUUUUUAUAUAUAAAAAUAUACUUAAUUACACUUAUUGAUGCAAAUCGUAAAUGGGUAUUUUUAUUAAACGAAUGUCCUUAAUUUUAUAUUAUUGGUAUAACGUUUAAGAAAAAUAUUUCAAUAAGUUCAAUAAGUCUCUAACCUUUUAAAUUACAGGAUGGUUGCAGGAUUUUUGAAAAAGCAAGCAAUUAAUUAAUUAUAUAGUUAUAUAUUAUUAUUACCAUUGCAUUAAAUACUAUGUACCAUGUAUAUAAAUAUAUAUGUGUAUCAUUACAACUG
This is a messenger RNA of Pogonomyrmex barbatus (red harvester ant), 974 nucleotides long. RefSeq names its product HIG1 domain family member 2A, mitochondrial. Gene Ontology annotation, cellular component: mitochondrion. The record is from RefSeq and is a predicted model, not a curated record. Gene Ontology annotation, biological process: mitochondrial respirasome assembly. NCBI's taxonomy places the organism in Eukaryota, Metazoa, Arthropoda, Insecta, Hymenoptera, Formicidae.